AUAUCUUUAUUUCUUCUGUAGAACGGUUUGUCCCCAAUUCACAUGGCAGCUCAGGGGGAUCACAUGGACUGCGUCAGGCAGCUACUGCAAUACAAUGCUGAGAUUGACGACAUCACACUGGACCAUCUGACCCCGCUUCAUGUAGCAGCCCACUGCGGUCACCAUCGCAUGGCCAAAGUCCUUCUGGACAAGGGAGCCAAAGCUAAUGCUCGUGCGCUGAAUGGCUUCACACCUCUUCAUAUUGCUUGCAAGAAGAACCACAUGAGGUCAAUGGACCUGCUGUUAAAGCACUCUGCUUCCUUGGAAGCUGUCACGGAGUCGGGUCUCACUCCUCUUCAUGUAGCAGCAUUCAUGGGCCAUCUAAACAUAGUAAAGAACCUGCUCCAAAGAGGGGCUUCACCUAAUGCUUCCAAUGUGAAAGUGGAGACYCCCCUCCAUAUGGCCUCCAGAGCAGGACACUGUGAAGUGGCUCAGUUCCUGCUACAGAACGCAGCGCAAGUGGACGCAAAAGCAAAGGAUGACCAGACACCCCUACACUGUGCGGCUCGUAUGGGCCACAAGGAAUUGGUCAAGCUGCUCCUAGAGCACAAGGCUAACCCUGACUCAGCGACGACUGCAGGUCACACGCCUUUACACAUCGCUGCACGUGAAGGACACAUCCACACCAUACGGAUAUUAUUAGACGCAGGAGCCCAACAAGUGAAGAUGACAAAGAAAGGUUUCACUCCUCUCCAUGUAGCUUCUAAAUAUGGAAAAGUGGAUGUAGCGGAGCUUCUUCUGGAAAGAGGCGCCAAUCCAAAUGCAGCAGGGAAAAACGGUCUGACACCCCUUCAUGUGGCCGUGCAUCACAACAACCUGGAUGUUGUUAAACUCCUGGUCAGCAAGGGAGGAUCUGCCCACAGCACUGCCCGAAACGGUUACACUCCUCUGCACAUAGCUGCCAAGCAGAACCAGGUGGAGGUGGCCAGUGUUCUGCUUCAGAAYGGAGCGUCCCCAAAUGCAGAGUCCCUCCAAGGCAUCACGCCCUUGCACCUGGCUUCACARGAGGGGCGGCCCGACAUUGUGGCUCUGCUCAUCUCCAAACAGGCAAAUGUAAACCUCGGAAACAAGAAUGGACUGACUCCUCUGCAUCUCGUAGCUCAGGAGGGUCAUGUGGGCAUCGCAGACACUUUGGUCAAACAGGGCGCAUCCGUUUAUGCUGCUUCACGGAUGGGCUAUACCCCCCUCCAUGUGGCCUGUCACUAUGGAAACAUAAAGAUGGUGAAGUUUCUUCUGCARCAGCAGGCUCAUGUGAAUGCCAAAACAAGGAUGGGCUACACCCCUCUGCACCAAGCAGCUCAACAGGGCCACACUGACAUUGUGACUUUACUACURAAACAUGGAGCCAUGCCUAAUGAAAUCACAUCAAAUGGGACAUCUCCUCUUGGCAUCGCUAAGCGAUUGGGUUACAUUUCUGUCAUCGACGUGCUAAAGCUGGUUACAGAGGAGUCUGUUUCCGCUAUGACCACAGAGAAGCAUCGGAUGAGCUUUCCUGAGACAGUAGAUGAGAUUUUGGAUGUUUCUGAAGAUGAAGGAGUUUGCCAGCUAACUUUAGGAGAUGAAUUGCUCGGGCUGGAUGGCGCACGCUAUUUGAAACUUGAUGACUUCAAAGACCAGGAUGAUGACUUUCUCUCCCCAAAGAAAACCCUGAGAGAUUUUGAGGGGGGGGCGGGAACCACGCCAUACUCCCCUGCUAUUCCCAGGAUUCCUUGUGUGUCCCCGGAGACAGUACAGCUCGACCAGCACACGCCCAUCCCUUUACCAAAAGAGUAUGAUGAGGAUUCUCUUAUACCGAGUAGUCCCGCUACAGAGACCUCAGACAACGUCAGCCCUGUGGCCAGCCCCAUUCACACAGGGUUCCUGGUGAGUUUCAUGGUGGAUGCACGUGGAGGCUCCAUGCGAGGAAGCAGACACCACGGCUUGCGGGUGAUCAUCCCUCCCCGCACCUGCGCUGCACCGACACGCAUCACCUGCCGUCUUGUGAAACCCCAGAAACUGACGACGCCUCCUCCACUGGUGGAGGGAGAGGGCCUGGCUAGUCGCAUCAUCUCCCUGGGGCCCUCCAGCAUGCAGUUUCUGGGGCCUGUCAUAGUGGAAAUCCCCCACUUUGCCUCAUUGGCCCGUGGGGACAGGGAACUUGUGGUCCUCCGAAGUGAAAACGGCUCCGUUUGGAAGGAACAUCGCAAUCGCUAUGGAGACGAAGUGCUAGAAACCAUUUUGAAUGGCAUGGAUGAAGACUUGGAGAGUCAAGAGGAGCUGGAGAAGAAGAGGAUACGUCGAAUCAUCUCCACCGACUUCCCCCUCUACUUUGCUGUAGUCUCUCGCAUUCAGCAGGAAAGCGAUCUCAUCGGCCCCGAAGGUGGCCGGCUCACCAGCAAGCUGGUGCCCCACGUGGAAGCCAUCUUCCCUGAGACGGCCGUCACCAAGAGAGUGAGGCUGGGAUUGCAGGCACAACCAAUCCCUGAUGAACUGCUAACUAGGCAGCUGGGAAACCAGGCAACCUUCAGCCCGGUGGUUACAAUCGAACCCCGGCGGCGCAAGUUCCACCGUCCAAUUGGUCUGCGCAUUCCUUUACCUCCAUCCUGGAGGGAAAGUCCACGUGAUGCAGGGGAGGGAGACACCACCAGCUUGCGCCUUCUCUGCAGUGUUAUAGGUGGAACAGCUCCAGCUCAGUGGGAGGACAUUACUGGAACCACCAAGCUGAUGUACGCGAGUAGCUGUGCCAGUUUCACCACCAACGUGUCUGCAAGAUUCUGGCUGGCAGAUUGUCCUCGUACAGCAGAGGCAGUGACCUUUGCCAACUUGCUGUACAAGGAGCUCAUGUCAGUCCCAUAUAUGGCCAAAUUUGUAAUUUUCGCGAAGAUGAACGAAGCUCGGGAAGGUCGAUUGCGUUGCUACUGCAUGACAGAUGACAAGAUGGACAAGACUCUGGAACUGCACGAAAACUUCUCAGAGGUGGCCCGAAGUCGAGACAUCGAGCUUAUGGAGGGCAUGCCGCUGCACCUGGAGUGUUCUGGGAAUUUAGUGCCCAUCCGGAAGGCCACUCAGCAGCCUCGCAGCUUCAGCUUCCAGGCCUUCAGAGACAACAGACUGCCUGUUUCUGUCAAGGUGAGGGACAGUAACAAGGAAGCCACUGGGUUUCUGUCUUUUCUGAGGAAAUGCACAAAGUACGAGGACUCGCAACACGUCUUGUGUAACCUUAAUAUAACUAUGCCACCUUGUGUCAAGGUUGCUGGGAGUGAGGAACGCAGGCGAACUUUGACCCCUCUGGCCCUGAGAGAGCGCUACAGUGCACUGAACGAGCCCGGUGUGGCUUCAGUGAACGCCAUGGAGAGAACCGAGAUCAAAAUCAACAUCAUAUCUGAUCAGCUGGGCUUAAGCUGGGCAGAGUUGGCGCGAGAGCUUCAGUUUAGCGUUGACGACAUCAACAGGAUCCGUGUAGAAAAUCCAAACUCCCUUUUGGACCAGAGCUCCGCCCUGCUCAACCUGUGGCUCAGCAGAGAGGGCAAAAGGGCCAAAAUGGAGAGCUUGUACACUGCUUUAAAGAACAUUGACCGUGCAGAUAUCGUGUCUUCACUUGAGGGUCAGGCCCCACAACAGGGGCCCGGGUUGUCAGAAGAGGGGGCCUGUCGUCUGGCGGACAGAGACUCUACAUUGUUGUCCCCCAGUGUCAUUAAUGAGAUCACGGACACAAGGCCUUCACGCAUAGUGCACAAGCCAAGAGUUAUUAGACCCCCGUUUUUCAGAAGGGGUUAUGGGCUGGUGCAGGAGGAGCUUGUGUCCCCGGCCUCCAUGCAGUACAGCUUGCCCUCUCCAUUGGGUGUGGAGCCAUACUGGCAGGAGGUUUCCAGCCUGGAGUGUGCGCCCAUUGCCACCACGGAGGAAGACACACUAAUGGAGAUGUCGGAUGUUCAGGUGUGGCCAGCAGGGGUCAGCCCCUCGCUGGUCACAGUUGAGGACUCGUCGCUAGAUGGUAGCAGUCGAGCAGAUGACUCUGAGGGCGCGACGCUUUCCUUGCCCUGCAGCUUGGGCCGUCCAAGCAGCGGAGCCAGUGGGGCCAGCGGUUCCAUUAUGGAGCUGGAGGAAGAGGAGGAGGAGGAGGAGGAGGGGGGAGAGGUAGAAGAGGAGGAAGUGCCACAAGAGCCAGCAAGUGCACUGGCAGAACGGGACAGGGUGAGGGCCACUGGUGCUGUUCCCAAGGUCAAUCUGAACGGGCAACCGGGAGGUCAGAGGUCAGACGCAAGGAGAGGGGACGGUGUGGCGGUGGGAGGAGGAACUAAAGGAGGAGUUGGUGGUGUGGGGCUGGGCUCAGUGGAAGGGAUUUCUCUUGUUGCAGGCCAGCAGGUGUAUGCCCAGCAUGGUGAGAUGACUGGGCUCAGGCCACCGGAACACAACGGGGACAACCGGAUGGUGGGAGGUGGAGCAUUUCAGCCAUACUUGCCAGACAAGGACUCCCUGCAGGGCUGGGUGGGCUCGGCGUCAUCCGGACAUGGCGGAAGUGUGCCAGGCUUGCACACAGUCCAGGAAGCCUUACUGACUCCGGAGACGGGCCAGCAAGCUUGGGAGCAGGAGCAGAGGCGUGGCCAGAAAGAAGAGAAGGCGGACUGCUCUGCCGAGGCUAAAUUUGUUGAAGAACGUGGAAUUGCGCUCUCUAGAAAAGUGGGGAUGGAUGUAAGAAAGGGUGCUCAGUCAUUGCAGCGCACCAGUCUCCGGAGAGUUAAACACUGAAAUACACAUACUGCCCGGUCCUCCAGGACCGGAAACCCACUGCCAAAACACCCACCACAAAAACACGACCAGAACGAAGAUGGAAAUGAAGAGUUAGAAGAUGUGGGGAGGAAGUGGAGAAAACAUACCAGGACAACCAGAAACAUCCUCAACCUGUGAUCAUGAAGCACCACAAAACAAAAGAAGACGAGAACAAAAAGAGGAGUUGAACUUGUAGUUUUAUAACAUUUGUAAAGAAAAAUAUAACUAAACAGAGGCAUGGUAAUUCAUUUUUAUACAAAAAAAAAAACUAUAAAUGUUCGUAAAACAACUAAGGAAAAAAAAAAAGCAACAAAGUGCUUCCUGUGAACUGUAAUCGCAUGAUAACUGCUGGUGCAUGCCCUUUGACCUUUUGAACUGUCAUUAUCUACAAACUGAAGGAGUAAAAAAACUSAAGGUACAGGGGCCGGCCCGUGCAUGGGUCAUAGGCCUUUUUAAAGGACCUCAUGCCCACUAACUGGAGCCGUUUGUCAGCGAGUUGAGUCCGUUAACACUGCAGCCAAAAAAAAAAAAAAGAACACACAACUCCCUCACAGGACGGCUGUAUAUGCAGCAAAGCCUCUGCUGAGCCAAUGCUUCUGUCAUCGGACYCUUCCUCCUCUUAUUCUUAAUGUGAUAUAUGCACUCUAUGCUCUGUGGACAUGUGUGUGCGUGUGUGUGUGCGUUUAAAUUGCUCUGCCGCAUGUGUUACCUUGCUUCGAGCUCUGCGUUGAGCCUCKCCCGCCCCCUCCCCUGAUUGGCUUGUUGUCUCUGUGAUGUCACGSCGUGCUCGACCUCUGCCAAGAGAAGGCCGCCGGCUCUUCCCCGCUUGUGAGUUCUCGUCUGCGUGUAUCUAUGUUUUUAUUUAGAUUUAUCCUUAGACGAGCUCGCUUCCUCUUCGGUAUCUGUCCGCUUUGGUUCUCCACUUUGUUUGACUUUGGUAGAGAACUGGAUCUCUUUAAUUCCCUCGUGUCUUCAGGGGUAAUGUGUUCUAAAGACAUCGGAAUGUUUUCCUUGGAAAUGAGUUGGUUGCUUGACGGCAUUGCACAGCAGCUCUGUGAUAAAUAUCUUGACUUUUUCCUUCCUUACGAGAUUUUUCUGGUUUUUCUUGGUAGCAUAUCUCAUUUUGAGCCAUCUUUACUGGUAGCCCUCGUUUAUAUGCAGUAAAAAUCGCAGGUCUCCUCUAUCCAUUUGACUUCUCUGCUCCAUCUUUUUUUUUUUUUUAUCUGUGUCAGCUGCGGCAUCUUGCUGUCAAAUUUUUAUUUAUCCAUUCAAUACAAAAGACAUAGAAGAAAUACUGAAGAAGUUGACUUUUAAGACAUUGCUUGGAAAAUUCCUGGCAAGUGUGAAAGUUGCAGGUGACAAAACAUAAAGCGUGGACAGAGAGGUARCACUGUGACUGUCCGGUUAUCACUGACCCCAGACUCGUGAACUUUCUAUAYGUGGCUUGCAAAGGUAUUUAUUACUUUGUGAACAUCUUCUGAUACUUCUGAAGAUGCGGUCCCAUCUUYUGAUGGGACCGCAUACUGCACAGUUGUGAGGUAAAAGGAUGAGUAUAURUUGUUGUGAAUGUUUUGCUACAAGUAAAAAAAGUAUAGGUAUAUUCAACAGCAACCCUACGAUUACAGGGUUACACACAUAUUUUUUUUUUAAGUUUUCUAAUUUAAAGUUAUAAUUUUUCAUUUAAAGCACCCCUUGUAGGCUUGUUGUUGUGCCAUGCGCUUUYCAUCAACAAAUGACAAAAACAGGGCUGUAUGUGGCAGAAAACAUCCCCAAAGUGGUUGUCGCAUGACAACCACUGAAUCCUGAAUCCUGAAGAUGUUCUAUAUAAAUACCUUUGCAAGCCUCAGUACAUUCAGAUAUAGAACAUGAAAAAGCACAUAAACAAACAAAAUAAACUUAUGGUUGAAAUGUCAGAAUGUCAGACAGCUUUGCCACAGCAAUAAUGCCUAACAAAAAGAAAAGAUGGAUUGAUUGUCCAGCAAUUAUGAUCUGUGAUGUUUUUUUUAAAUAUAUUACUAUUAUCGUUAUUCAUUGUUUAAAGCACUAACGUAGAAAAUCUAAUUUCGCUGAAGUUAUUUUUUAAAAGUUUGUUUGUUGAGAUGGAGUCACCCAAAAUCAGUGUUGCUUUCACUGAGUUAUUAAGGCUAUUAGUGUUUCACACAUGUAAUAAAAAAAAAAAAUUAAGCUCACAUUACUGAAAGUCAUGUAUCUUUCAACACUUUAUGCAGAAACCGGACAGCAGCACUAUGUAGACUUUGUAUCACAGUAGCACACGUUUCUGGAGCGUCUCAACACUAUUUUAUCCCACAAGUACUGUAAAUGCUACUGUAGCCUGAAUGAGUGCAGCACAGAAUGAAUGCACAUAUUUUUCAUAUGCUCUCCAUGCAAGCAACCUUCAUCAGAUAAUAGCACGUUUUAUAACAUCACAUUUUACACUCAGGUUUUUUUGUUUUUUUUGUUCUGCUAUGUGAAAUGAAAAUAGUGUUGAAAUACGGAUCGCUCGAUGGAAAAUGAGGUUGAGUCUAGGCAGGCGCACCGGAAACGAGGGUUGUGAAUUUUUUGGUCCUUUCGAAGAGGGAAAUCUGUGUAUUUUUUUUUUUAUUAUUAUUUUAUGGGGCCGCAUGAAACAGAAAGGUUUGUUUAUAGAUGUGUGUCAGAUUCUAUUGAUUCAGAUGAGACCAAAAAGUAGUUUUUAAUGCGUCUGAAUGAGUCCUCUUGUUGCAGCCCUGGCAAAUGGGUUUUGUUUAUCCCACUUCAUUUUAACACCUGAUGAACAAAAAGUAACCAGAAGCAGAGAUGACUGCAUUUAUUUAUUUAUUUWUUUUUUCAUAUYUUUUUGUUUAGUUUUUUUUAUGUUUGAAUUGAAAUCCAGCACUUUCUAAAAUUACUGGCAGUAGCAUAAUCUUACACUGAAGAUUGUAGAGAAAUAUAACCUUGGGGGAGGCAAAAACCUGUGUCACAAUUACUGGAACCUCUGUCAAUUGAGAU
Poecilia reticulata (guppy) is the source of this 7776-nucleotide messenger RNA. The record is from RefSeq and is a predicted model, not a curated record. NCBI's taxonomy places the organism in Eukaryota, Metazoa, Chordata, Actinopteri, Cyprinodontiformes, Poeciliidae.